AUGGAAGCGAACAAGGAGGGAAGAGAGCAGCAGCAACAGGAGAGGAAAGCUGCUGAUUCUGAUGGAAAAACGACGUCGUUGGUUGAUCCGAUGACUAAGGCUAGGGAAGUGCUUCGGGAAGCUAUCAUCACCGAAACUGGGGAAGGUGGUGACAAUUCUGGGGCUGAGAAAGAAGAAGCGGCGAAGAAACAUCCUGACCAAUUUCUAGUUUUCUCUAGGGCUGUUGACAACGUCUCCCCGAGAGAGANGUUGGUUGAUCCGAUGACUAAGGCUAGGGAAGUGCUUCGGGAAGCUAUCAUCACUGAAACUGGGGAAGGUGGUGACAAUUCUGGGGCUGAGAAAGAAGAAGCGGCGAAGAAACAUCCUGACCAAUUUCUAGUUUUCUCUAGGGCUGUUCACAACGUUGAUUCUUCUCUUGAAUGA
Molecule: messenger RNA, 423 nt
Organism: Ilex paraguariensis (yerba mate)
Lineage: Eukaryota; Viridiplantae; Streptophyta; Magnoliopsida; Aquifoliales; Aquifoliaceae
Source: the annotation of a GenBank genome assembly